Alternaria rosae is the source of this 1227-nucleotide messenger RNA. RefSeq lists its product as uncharacterized. The record is from RefSeq and is a predicted model, not a curated record. The transcript is spliced from 2 exons. The coding region runs from base 1 to 1227 and encodes 408 amino acids. NCBI's taxonomy places the organism in Eukaryota, Fungi, Ascomycota, Dothideomycetes, Pleosporales, Pleosporaceae.
AUGUUGUCUACACGAGAGGUCUCUGAACGAACUGGCCGGCCCCUGCGGAGAGAAUCCAAUGAAGGACGAUGGAAUGAUCACACCCCUGUCGAUAAAGAUGAAUACGUGAGAGGCACGAUUGUGAACUUCCCUCAUGUGGUCCUUUGCGAGGCGAAAGACCCCAACGCUGUCCUGACGCAGUUUGGCUGGUUCUGUUUCAAGACUAGAUACGGUAUCGUAAUCGACAACACCACCGAACUUGAGGUUCUGAAGCUCGGCACUGCAGGAGGCAGCGGACCGUCAUCGAAGCCCGUAGAGGUCCGCGUGGAUUGCUUCGGUCUCAAGAAAGCAGAAGAAACAGUAUACUACUGCUGGGACGAGCGCAAGAAAAGCAAGGUCGCCUAUGUCCCAGAGAAGGGCGUCUAUGACAUAGAAGCGGAUUGCCCAUACCAACCCAAGACGGGCGCCUUUGGCAAUAUCUUAGAUAUCAUCCACCUUCCGCACGACUCCCGUAUUCAAGUGUGCGGAGAGAUCGGGGAAGACAUUCUCAACGCGAUUCUUAAGAAGCGCAAUCGAAGACUUCUACAGAAACAAAGCAUGAGCACCCCCAAGGACAUGUGGAUUGAGGAAUUGGAGGUCCGCCUGGGCAAGGACAAGCAUACUUACCAAGAUGCAGACGACAAGGUCCACCCAGAGCAGAUGAAGCAGGAUCAGCAGCCCAGUCGGAAUCGCCAACAGGUGACUCAGCCCCAGGAUCAUGCCGUGCAAGGGCGAAGUGUCAAUGGAGUCUCGCGGCGCCGAGCUCCUGACAGUGAUACCACGAUGAGGACGGCCCCUACCAAGCGCGCAAAGACCGAUUUCAGCAUGACUACACCUGUCUCAACGUUGCGAGAUAGACCACAGAUCGAAGCGAUCGAUCAGCCGCGUGACAAUUCGCGACGGCGUGGUCCGCCUUACCAUCUUCCGCCUAACCGCGUUGACGGGACUCGACGCUUUAUGGGACCUGGCAGCAACGACGGUAGCAACCGCCCCCCGCAAAAUGCUCCACAAAAACCACGCCGAGGCAACUCACGCCGAGGCAAUUCACGCCCUACUCGAAGGUCCUCUGGGAGCCAUGAUAACAUCACUGAGGACCAGGCGCAAGCCAAUGGACGUCCAGAGCCGGCCCCAGGCAACGAUGAGCGAAGCACCGAGAUUCGGCGUCGGCGCAACAGUGGUACUGAUGAUCGGUUUGGUAAUGAUAAAUAA